UCGGCAGCUGCGUUUUGAAUGGUCCUGCGUUUGAGAAGCCGAAGGCGUCCAUGGGCAAAAGGAGUCAGGAUGGUGUUAGUUCAUGUCGGAUAUCUGGUUCUUCCCGUGUUUGGUUCAGUAAGAAGCAGAGGUACUCAUUUCAGCAGGCACCAACACAGCCAUGCGACAUCCUGCCGACAUUUCCACCUGGCCACACCCCUUCCUACUGAGUUCCCACCGACUGGCCUCGCGGCCCCACAGUACCAGGAAGUCCCACCCACUUUCCUACCUCAGGCCUUACAGCAGCAAUACCUCAUACAGCAGCAACUACUGCAGCGCAGGUAUACACACCAUUAUAACCCUUUUGACAGACGGACACAAGAGCGUGUUCCUCUCAACACACAUCGGUUACGCCCAGGAUAUGAUUAUUCCCUGCCCAUGCACAUUCCUCAGCCAAUCACACAACAGCCCAGAUACCUGGCAGAAGGCACAGACUGGGAUCUGAGUGUGGAUGCUGGUUUGUCCCAUCAGUACUCCCUGCAACAGAUUCCACAGCCCUACCAGCACUACUUAGCCUCUCCCAGAAUGCACCACUUCCCUCGGACUACUUCGACUACGCAAGUGGUUGUCCAUGAAGUAAGGAAUUAUCCAUAUCCUCAGCUGCACCUACUGGCCUUGCAGAGUUUAAGCCCCAGCCGACAUGCAUCUGCUGUACGAGAGAGUUAUGAGGAGUUGCUUCAGCUGGAGGAUCGGUUGGGCAGCGUGAGCCGAGGAGCCAUCCAGACCACCAUCGAGAGGUUUACCUUCCCUCACAAGUACAAGAAGCGGAAGCCGUUGGAGACUAAGUUGUGUGAUGACGAGGAGUCUGACGUGGACGAGAAAUGCACCAUCUGUCUCUCCAUGCUGGAAGAUGGUGAGGACGUCAGGCGGUUACCCUGCAUGCACCUCUUUCAUCAGGUGUGUGUGGAUCAGUGGUUGGCCACCAGCAGGAAGUGUCCCAUAUGCAGAGUGGACAUCCAGACACAGCUCACACCUGAGAGCUGAAACAAACACACACACACACACACUUCAUGUUUAUCAAUUGAAGCACAGACACACAAAUGAAAUGAGCACAGGAACACACACCUCAUGCCAACAGUUUAGACAUCUACUCAUAGACAUAAAACCCAUUUCUCCUCAUGCCAUCAAAAGACUAAAUAUAGACUCUCUCUCUCUCAUGUGCAUAG
Neoarius graeffei (lesser salmon catfish) is the source of this 1205-nucleotide messenger RNA. RefSeq names its product arkadia (RNF111) C-terminal like ring finger ubiquitin ligase 2Ca (gene ark2ca). The coding region runs from base 19 to 1023 and encodes 334 amino acids. The record is from RefSeq and is a predicted model, not a curated record. The transcript has 8 exons. Lineage: Eukaryota; Metazoa; Chordata; Actinopteri; Siluriformes; Ariidae. Gene Ontology annotation, molecular function: ubiquitin protein ligase activity; zinc ion binding.